Molecule: messenger RNA, 822 nt
Organism: Tarenaya hassleriana
Lineage: Eukaryota; Viridiplantae; Streptophyta; Magnoliopsida; Brassicales; Cleomaceae
Exons: 1
Coding region: 1-822 (273 amino acids)
Cellular component (GO): plasma membrane
Source: RefSeq, a predicted model, not a curated record
AUGGCCGACGACAAGGAAUUCCCGCCUCCCAAGCCUCCGGCUCCCACCGCCGCAGCUCUGCCGUCCGUCUCUGCCGGUAAAUCCAAUCUGCAGCCGCCACGUCAGUAUCCGUACCGUCAACCGUUUUCCCGCAACCAGCAACACAGGCGGCGCCGGUGGAAACCGCCGAGCGGCCGCCGCAUCUGCUGUUGCUGCUGCUUCUGGUCUCUCCUCGUCCUCCUCGUCGCCGCCUUAAUAAUCUCCGUAGCCGCCGUCGCUCUCUACGUGCUCUACCAUCCAUCUCCGCCGUCGUUCGCCGUCCCUUCCCUCCGGAUCCACCGCCUCAACCUGACCACCAGCUCCGACUCCUCCGUCUCCCACCUCUCCUCUCUCUUCAACCUAACCCUAAUCACCCAAAACCCUAAUUCCCAUUUCACCUUCGAUUACAACCCUUUCUCCGUUACAAUCGUCACCGAUCCAGGUGAGUAUUUGCUCGGGAACGGGACGAUUCCGGCGUUCUCGAGUGGGGAGAAGAACCAGACGUCGUUUCGGGCUAUCGUUGUGACCUCGACGGAGGCGCGUGAGCUCGACGUGACGGAGGUUUCGGGUAUCCGAUCGGUUCUGAAGAGGAAAGGCGGGUCGGGUUUGGAUCUGAAGGUUGUGAUGGACACGAAGGUGGAGAUCAGCAUGGGGAAGUUGAAGACGAGGAAGGUUGGGAUUAGGGUUUCUUGCGAUGGGUUCAAAGGAAGUGUUCCGAGAGGGAAAGGUCCUUCAAUGGCGUCCACUGAUAAAUCCAAGUGUAAGGUUGAUCUCAGGAUCAAGAUCUGGAACUGGACCUUCUGA